GCUCUUCUUCUCCUCCUCCCCAUACAUACCUACUCGCUACUCCUCAUCUUCUCUCCUCUGUAUACUUAGUUACGGUACCUACUCACCUCGCUUUUGAUUCUCUGCCCUUAUAUCCUGUAGCUGCCCUCUCUCCCUCCAUCCCGCUCGACGACGCGAAACACACAAGCAGAAGGAUAUCCUGCUCUGGAGCAAAGCCUGCGCGUUGCUGGUCUACGCCACAAUUUCUUGUCAUACGUCCUCGCUACCUGGGCGAACAGCUCUAGACCCGAGUCCCAUUGUCCUCUGCAUAGUCAUCCCUCUUCGACCGUUUUCUGGAUCGCAUCUUUACCGUUGUGGCGUGUCUCUGCGGCAGGUCUCAGAACUAUUCUUAGACGGAACAUAUCAACACCAAAGAAAAGCGUCAUAUCUUCUCCCUCUACGCCUAUAGACCCCCUUGGCUUUGCCCCUUCAGAUUCGACUGCUGAAUACACUGCCUCCAUGUAUCCUUGACCAACUUCUUUCGCUUUGGAAGUCGAUCCUUGAUAACCACCUACUUGAGCUACUAUCCUCAAAGCGUGCGGCAGCAGUCUCUGACGUUUGGUCUCGUCGAUAUCAAUCCAGAUGGCGCCCGAAGGGCAAACCAAGCAAAGCCGGUGGCGGCUCGGCCGUCACGGUGGUGCAGCAGCUGAGAAGGCUGGUGAAAAGCCUGGGCCGACCAAAUGGAGCAUGGGCAUGUUGAACGAUCCGGAAACUAUUGAGGUUCCAGGCUCCGUCUUGCUUCUGGCUAGUGACCGCAACGAGCCACUCGGCCUGCGCAAUGUUCAUGCUCGCACUUCGCACUCGUCCAUUCCUGUUGGCUUUCCUGUCGGGACUCCCAGGACGCCCGGCGGCACUCAGCUAUCACCGUGGACUCCCUCCGAACCCGAGAAGCCCGUGGAAGAGACUGCCGGCAAGAAGAAGACGGGCGAUGGUAAGAUCAUCUUGGAUCCGCAGCCGGAGGAAUCUGCAAACGAUCCCCUGAACUGGCCCUCCUGGCGGCGAGAUUGCGCCCUCCUUUCCCUGGGAUUCUACUGCAUGAUCGGAGGCGGCAUGACGCCCCUGAUUGCUGCGGGAUUCACCAACGUUGCGCAGGACUUUGACGUGUCUGUCGAGCACGUGUCCCUCACCACUGGCCUUUACAUGAUGGGCUUGGGCCUUGGGUCUGUCAUUGCCUCUCCCACCGCCAUUCUGUUCGGCAAACGACCUGUGUACCUCGCUGGAGCCAUCCUCUUCAUCGGCACCUGCAUCUGGGCUGGAUACUCGCCCAGCUUCUCCUCCCUCAUCGCCGCCAGAGUCUUCCAGGGCGUUGCUGUGUCUCCGGUAGAAUGUCUGCCGUCUGCCACCAUUGCCGAAAUCUUCUUUCUCCACGAGCGCGCGUACCGAAUCGGAAUCUACACCCUCUUGCUCUUGGGAGGCAAGAAUCUUGUACCCCUCGUCAGCGCCGCCAUCAUUGGUCGCUUUGGAUGGCGCUGGGCUUUCUUUAUUGUUGCCAUGGUCGUGGGGUUUGCAUUCGUCCUACUCUUCCUCUUUGUCCCAGAGACCUUCUGGGAUAGGACGCCAACACGGCGAGUUUCGAGACGACCUAGUUUCCUUCGCCGGCUGUCAUCCCGCCAUGCCGACCCUGCUCAUGCAUCGGCCGGUCCCCUCUCCCCUCGGGGAAAAUCACCGGAGGGCUCGCGGUCCCCGGGGGCCAUCGAGCGCCGCAGAGAGGGAGGCGGACCGGGGGCAGCCAACCCCGGGGAAUCCUCGCGCGGACCGUCAAUCCACAGUCCCCGAGCCUCCGUCACGUCUCCGCGGUCUAGUCUAGCCCCUGAACGCGGCCGACAACUCCAUUCAACACCGCCUCCCGUUCACAGCGGAGCCAACAGCAUGGUGAUUACCGAGUAUUACUCGACAGCGCCCAAUCUCGACAACGAAAGGUUCCCCUCGUGGAAGCUCAGAGCGCCCCCAAAGGUCAAGGCGUACACCCACAACCUCCGCAACCAGCCGGCCCAGACCUUUGUUCAGCAGCUCAAGCCCUAUCAUGGGCGGCUCAACAACGACAACUGGUUCAAGGUCAUGGCUAGGCCGUUUAUCCUGUUUGCGUACCCCGCCGUCCUCUGGUCCGCCGUCAUCUACUCCUGCUCCAUUGGUUGGCUGAUUGUCAUCUCCGAGAACCUGGCUGUCAUCUACCGUAACCCGGACGGAUACAACUUCACGGCUCUCCAGACCGGCCUCGUCUACGUCUCGCCCUUUGUCGGCGGCAUCCUUGGCACUGGCGUGGCCGGUAAGAUCAGCGACAUCAUUGUCCGGGCCAUGGCUCGUCGCAACGGGGGCAUGUAUGAGCCAGAGUUUCGCCUCGUCAUGGCCAUACCGAUCCUGAUCACCACGUGCAUAGGGCUCAUGGGUUUCGGAUGGUCUGCGGAGGAGAGGGACAGCUGGAUUGUCCCCACCAUCUUCUUCGGCAUCACCUCGUUUGGCUGCUCCCUCGGCUCGACAACGUCCAUCACCUUUUGCGUUGACAGCUACCGCCAGUACGCCGGCGAAGCCUUGGUGACGCUCAACUUUUCAAAGAACGUGCUCCACGGCUUGGUGUUCAGUCUGUUCAUUUCCCAGUGGCUUGCCGCGGACGGCUCGAAGAGCGUGUACAUCUAUCUCGGCGUCAUUCAGCUCAUCUUCUGCCUGUGCUCCAUUCCCAUGUACAUCUUUGGCAAGAGGGCGCGCAUGUGGACGGCGCGCAAGAACCUCAUGGAGAAGUUUUAG
This is a messenger RNA of Trichoderma reesei QM6a, 2760 nucleotides long. RefSeq lists its product as uncharacterized. The record is from RefSeq and is a predicted model, not a curated record. Bases 601 to 2760 code for a protein of 719 amino acids. The transcript is spliced from 4 exons. Lineage: Eukaryota; Fungi; Ascomycota; Sordariomycetes; Hypocreales; Hypocreaceae. Gene Ontology annotation, molecular function: transmembrane transporter activity. Gene Ontology annotation, biological process: transmembrane transport.